CAAAUAACUGAAAUUGAACAAAAAUUCCCUUGGCAGUGGAAGGAGCUCCACUGUACGAUCUGGGAGCCAAACAUGAACAGAGAACAGAAGAAAACGAAGAAGAGCCAUGGGAAAGCCAGAGGAAAGUGGGCGAAUAAGACGGAGUACCUCCUGGUCGUGGCGGGCAAUGUGGUUGGUCUGGGGAACGUGUGGCGGUUCCCGUACCUCUGCUACAAGAACGGUGGAGGGGCGUUCCUGGUACCUUAUACCAUGUUAGCGGUGCUCUGUGGAUUACCCCUGUUCCUGAUGGAGACUGCGAUUGGUCAGUACACCCAGGAAGGAGCGGUCACCUGUUGGAGGAAGCUGUGUCCGCUGGCACAAGGUAUUGGAUACGGACAGCUCGUCAUCAUACUCUAUGGCUUUUCCUACAUUGUAAUCCAAGCCUGGGCCCUACUGUACCUGAUAUUCUCCUUCAGCGCCAAGCUUCCCUGGGCCCACUGUGGUAACAGCUGGAAUACAGACAACUGUGUGGAUUUGCAGCAUUCACAAUCUAAUGUGACUGUAGGAAACUUUACCAACACCACCUCUGCGGCUACAGAGUUCUGGGAACGCCGGGCUCUGUCCAUCUCUGGAGGCAUCGGGGAGCUGGGCAGUGUCAGAUGGGACCUGGCCUUGUGUCUUCUGGCCUGCUGGACCUUCUGCUACUUCAGCAUCUGGAAAGGGGUCAGGUCUUCAGGAAAGGUUGUGUACUUCACUGCAGUGUUCCCCUAUGUGAUGCUGCUGGUUCUCCUCAUCAGAGGUGUGACUCUACCUGGAGCUUGGGAAGGCAUUAAGUACUACCUGUAUCCAGACUUAAAGCAGGUGGCUGUCCUUGAGGUCUGGGUAGAGGCGGGAUCUCAAAUAGCCUUCUCCUACGGCCUGGCUUCUGGAACAUUGAACGUUUUGGGAAGCUAUAAUGAACACGACAAUAAUUGUUACAAGGACACCUUCCUGUUGUGUCUGCUCAACAGUGGAACCAGCUUUGUUGCUGGAUUUGUUGUCUUCUCCGUACUUGGAUUCAUGGCAGAGAGACAAGGUGUUCCCGUUGACAUGGUGGUAGACUCAGGUCCUGGCUUGGCAUUCAUUGCAUAUCCCCAAGCAACAGCCCUGAUGCCAUAUCCUCAAUUCUGGACCAUCUGCUUCUUCCUGAUGCUUAUUCUACUCAGCAUCGACACACAUUUUGUGAUAGUGGAGUGUUUCAUCACAUCAGUCAGCGACCUGUUUCCCAAACGCUUCCGCAGAUUUGGAAGGAGUGAAAUCUUUGUUCUUUUCAUCUGUAUUGCAAGCUAUCUGAUACAACUGCCUUUGGUCUCUGAGGGGGGCAUCUAUGUGUUUCAGCUCAUAGAUUUUUAUGCCUUUACUAGAACGGGCGCAGCCAUAAUGGCAGUGUGUCAAUGUUUGGCAGUGGGCUGGAUAUUUGGGGCUGACAGAUUCUACAACAUCAUCGAAGAAAUGACAGGAACACGGCCAUGUUUUUACUUUAAACUGUGUUGGAAGUAUUGUAUUCCAGUGUUGACAAUGGGUUCCUUCAUUGUGUACACGCUGAAUUACAAACAAAUGGAGAUUUCUGCUGCAUAUGUCUACCCUCAUUGGGCCCACGUGCUGGGCUGGGUCAUGUCUAUGUCUUCUAUCCUCAUGGUGCCACUGUUUGCCGUUGUGCAGAUCUGUCUUGGGACACGGCCAUUGAGAAAGCGUUUAUCCGUCCUUUGUCAACCUGUUGAAGAUCAAACCGGGCAGAACACUAAGAUGGGAGCAGUUGAGACAGAUGAGGGGCUGAUGAUGUUGGAAGAGUCUGAGCCUGAAAUGUGCUGUGGUGACUCCUACGGGGGUCGCGCCGGGGAUUCUGGGGAUCCGUGAUGUCGUUGGGGAAAAAGGGUUUUAUUGUCUUUUUGUGU
This is a messenger RNA of Gadus macrocephalus (Pacific cod), 1913 nucleotides long. Its product is annotated as sodium- and chloride-dependent GABA transporter 3-like. The transcript is spliced from 14 exons. The coding region runs from base 73 to 1875 and encodes 600 amino acids. Gene Ontology annotation, biological process: sodium ion transmembrane transport. The record is from RefSeq and is a predicted model, not a curated record. NCBI's taxonomy places the organism in Eukaryota, Metazoa, Chordata, Actinopteri, Gadiformes, Gadidae. Gene Ontology annotation, cellular component: membrane.